Molecule: messenger RNA, 927 nt
Organism: Verruconis gallopava
Lineage: Eukaryota; Fungi; Ascomycota; Dothideomycetes; Venturiales; Sympoventuriaceae
Exons: 2
Coding region: 1-927 (308 amino acids)
Biological process (GO): fructose 2,6-bisphosphate metabolic process; regulation of pentose-phosphate shunt; negative regulation of glycolytic process
Cellular component (GO): cytosol
Molecular function (GO): fructose-2,6-bisphosphate 2-phosphatase activity
Source: RefSeq, a predicted model, not a curated record
AUGCGCGUGUUUCUAAUCCGACACGGCGAGACUGUUGACAAUGUAGCGAACGUCUAUGGCGGAAGCAGAGACUCGGAGCUCACCAACCAUGGAGUCCAGCAAGCAACCAGGCUUGGCCAGCACUUCGCCGCUUCCGACGUUCGUUUCACGCAUAUACUAUCCUCGCAGCUCAGACGUGCCGUGAAAACGGCAGAGCUGGUGCGCGCGGCCCAGCCGGAGGUUCGAGACGCCCGAAAUAAUGUCGUUUCGCCCGUAGUGAUGCAGCUCAGCGAGCUUGCGGAGCAGGACUUUGGCUCGUAUGAGGGCGUGUCUUUCCUCGCCAGACAGUCUCCCAACAAAGCGUCUGGAAAGGGUCCUCAGCGCACUGUGGACAAGAACGAUCCUGGGUUCGUAGACAUGGAGUCGAAGGAGUCCAUGCAGCGACGUGCGGACGCCUUUUUGGAGCAGCACCUUGUCCCGCUUGUUCGGAAGGAAGCCGCGAUGUCGCCUACCGUCGCAGUCGUAUCUCACGGUGUGAUCCUCUCCGUGUUGUGGAGGAGAUUGCGGAGCCGCCUUCCGUCAGGAAGUGUUACUCUGCACCCAGAAGUGGUGACCAAGUACGGCCCCGUGGACGUCGAAAAGCUCGGCGGCUGGUCCAAUACAGGCUACCUAGAGAUGAACAUCUCCUACAAGCCUAUGCCCAUCUCAGUUCCGGGGACUAUGACUUCCGAGUCAGCUAAAGCCAAAGAAACCAUGUCUGCUCUUGCAGCAGAUAGGCCUGUAACGUCAAACGCCCUCGAAGGGUGGUCCGUCACCGUGUGCGCAGUGAACAGCCGGCAUCACCUCGUUGGCUUGAAGCGGACGGGUGGUGGCGUUGGCUCUGCUCCUCAUGACGACAAGCAGCAGCGUAUCGAUGCGUUCGUCAAACGACGCAAAGUUGAACAGUGA